GCUCUGUCCGGGGCCAAAAUGAGCAUUAUGGAGUGCAAAUUUUGUCAGAAGACAUUUUCAAAGGGAGAACACCUCAGGAGACAUGAACGAAGUCACACUGGAGCCAAACCUUUCACGUGCGCUCUAUGCCGAAGGUCUUUCAGCAGACAGGAUUCACUCGCCCGCCAUGAGAAACUACAUACUCGCCGACGUGCUACCAAAGAUGCUCCUGCAACGGACACCGUUGUGAAGCCGCCAACACCUGAGAGUCUGGGGAGCACCGAUAUCAAUGACCAAACCACCACAGCCCCUACAAGCUAUGAAUAUGCCGGGGCAGUAUCCGACGACCAGCCAUUCAAUCCCCUAUCAACAUCCGUCCCACACCCGGCACCUCAGUCGCUCGACGUGGACUUUGACCUGAUAUGGCCUGAUUCAGAGGAUCUCUUCCAGAGUAUCAUGUCCACUGAAACUUCCAAUCAGUGGCAGAUGCCCCUAGGAACCCUACCAUUCUCCGCCUCUCCUACUACGAGUGAUGUCGCGUUUGGCACACCAAGCUCUUUCGAUGAGCGGCCUUCCUCGAUAGGGACCAUUCCUUCAGGCGGAAACCAUCAAGCUGUACAGGAUGUCAGCAAGAUGGUCUCAAAUCUGUCUUCCAGCGUCACUGCUGCGGCCAAAUCUACUUCGAUCACGUCAAUUUUCCUCGACGAAUGUCUGCAUAUGUUCUUCGUCAAGUUCAUCCCCACAUUCCCAGUCCUCCACCGGGCCACAUUCGUCUUCCGAGACUGUGCUCAUCCACUCCUCCUCAACGCCAUUGCCAUAGGCUCAUUAUACCUUGGACCGAAGGACGCCGUUACAAAAGGCGAAGCACUCUGGCGGCUAGCUCACACUGCCAUGGCAACGUCGUGGCAGAAUCUGAUCACCCACCGCGGCCCCUUCGACGCCUGCGAAGGCGUGCAACUCAUGAUCACGGCUAUACUGGGUCAGGUAUACGGUGCUUUGUCCAAGAACCGCGCCAUCCGAUCGACCAGUCAAGCCUUCCACUCGCUGGGCUUCGUCUGGGCACGUCGAUGCGGCAUGUUCGAUAGCCCGCCAUAUCCGCCAUCCUCGGUCCCGUCUCACGACGCCGAUGACGCGCACAAGGAACGGCAAUGGAGACUGUGGGUGGCUCGGGAGAUCCAACAACGUGCCCUCCUGGCACACUACAUGCUCGACGGCCUCAUCUCACAGAUGUCCGGAGUUCCUACCUCCGUCCGCCACGCCACCAACCAGCUCGGCCUACCCAGCAGCGACGCCGCCUUCGAAGCGUCCACGGCGAACGAAUGGAUCUCCCAGAUGCAGUCGCAACCCCUGCCGUCUCCCACGGCGACUUUCCGGAGCAUCCUCCGCCGUCUUUUCCACCCGGCCAACGAGUCAUCACGCUGGCUCGACAUCGACACCCACACCAACCUCAAUCUUUCGGCCUUCUCGCACAAAGUGAUCCUCGAGGGUCUCCAAUCGCUCAUUUCCGACGACGACGCCGACGAGGUCACCGCCGUCGGUGUACCCACCCGACGCGAAGUCCGCAGCGCCCUGAACCAAGUGUACGAGAGCAUCACGUUGAACGCCACGCUGUCGUCGGCCGACCGCCUGGAAACUCUCCUACGCUGGCACAGCAUCUGCCUCGACACCGUGGUCGACACGUCGCUGCUGUGCCGCAACCUCUGCUCGCGCUACGACAUCACGCAGCACAUCUGGCGCGAGGGGGGACCACCCCCACCCCCGCAAACCUCGUCCUCCUCGCCCUCUUCGUCCAGGAAUCCCGACCUGGUCAGUUGGGUCGGCACGCCGGCCGCCCGAAUCGCCCUCCUGCACGCCAUGGCGAUCCAGGAGAUCGUCGAGCAACUGCCUCGCGGCCGCGCCCACGCCAUACACAUGCCCAGCUCACUCUUCGCGACGGCAACGGUGUACGCGGUCUUUGCGCUCGCGGGGUCCCCCGCCCUCAAGAUCCCCUGCUCGGUCGUGUGGCACGACGUCGUUCUGCUCGACACUGGUACUGCUAAAGCCGGCAUGUCCAAUGAUUAUCUGUCCCUGUCGGAUCUGAACACGGGUACGAGUACGAGUAUCAGUAUGAGUAUGAGUACUCGUACUAGUAUGAACAACGAGACGGACACGGCGCGGUAUAUCCGCGGCGAUGUGCUCUACGGGUCGAACGUGACGUCGAGGAAUUUGCUGUACGAGUUGAAUUCGAUCCAGAAACUGUUUAGGUGUUUGUUCGCGCAAUGGGGCGUGGCGUAUGAUAUGGAAAGUGUGGUUGAGCAAUGGAUUUCGCUUUGUCAUUGAGUUGGCGGACAAGUGGUAGGCGCAGAGUCGCUUUCGAGUUUCCAACGUGCUCACAGGCACCUAACAGGGCGUCUCUAGAUGAUGAUGAUAUUAACUCAGCGUGGCGUUUAGACGGCAUUGUACGGAUGAGAUGAUGGAUGAAAAUUGAGAUGGGACGAAUUGCCUCGACCACGACACGUCGAGGCAAAAGAAUGAUGCCGCAAUGUAGAAUCUGUUUGUG
Messenger RNA from Exophiala xenobiotica, 2518 nucleotides. RefSeq lists its product as uncharacterized. Gene Ontology annotation, cellular component: chromatin. The coding region runs from base 19 to 2298 and encodes 759 amino acids. NCBI's taxonomy places the organism in Eukaryota, Fungi, Ascomycota, Eurotiomycetes, Chaetothyriales, Herpotrichiellaceae. The transcript is spliced from 4 exons. The record is from RefSeq and is a predicted model, not a curated record. Gene Ontology annotation, biological process: regulation of transcription by RNA polymerase II; DNA-templated transcription. Gene Ontology annotation, molecular function: zinc ion binding; RNA polymerase II cis-regulatory region sequence-specific DNA binding; DNA-binding transcription factor activity, RNA polymerase II-specific.